This is a messenger RNA of Trifolium pratense (red clover), 2419 nucleotides long. RefSeq lists its product as uncharacterized. Gene Ontology annotation, molecular function: acetylglucosaminyltransferase activity. The transcript has 3 exons. Bases 172 to 1653 code for a protein of 493 amino acids. The record is from RefSeq and is a predicted model, not a curated record. NCBI's taxonomy places the organism in Eukaryota, Viridiplantae, Streptophyta, Magnoliopsida, Fabales, Fabaceae.
AAACACAAACAAAAUCAUUAAAAAUCAAACAAGUUGCUUCAAUUACUGUCACUAUCUCAACAUCUAUGUUCCUCAAUAACUCAACUCACUCUUACAUCACUUUACUUUAAUUAAAAAAAAUUCAAACCCAGUUAAAAAUCUAACCAGAGUUACAAAAAAACAAAAACAACAAUGAUGUUCCAUAGAAGAAAAAAAGAACCAAACACAACAUUACCUCUUUCAAAUUCAUCAUCACAACCAAAUUCACCAAUGCCUUCAAAUUCAAAUUCUAGUUCCAAUUUUUUCAGAUUCAGAACUUCAACACUAACGACAUCGUUUCAAUCGUUAAUAUUACUCAUUUCAUUACUUCUUAAUUUUUAUUUUCUUUUAAUUCUGUGGGCCCCAUACCCCACCACAUAUAAACCUUCCUCCGUCGUAUCUCGUCUCUCACCAACCACGCGCCGUCAUGUUCUCUUCUCCGUCGCUUCUUCUUCUCUCUCAUGGCCACACCGUCAAUCUUACGUUCAGCUUUGGUAUAAACCUAAAUCGACUCGCGCACUCGCUUUUCUCGAUAAACCGCCGGUGAAUUCGUCUUCUUUGUCACCUCCGGUUGUGAUCUCCGGCGAUGCUUCUGGAUUUCCGUAUACUUUACAAGGAGGACUUCGCUCAGCGAUUCGUGUGGCGCGUGUUGUGAAAGAAGCGGUGGAUCGGAAUGAAUCGGAUGUUCGGUGGUUCGUGUUCGGGGACGAUGAUUCGGUGUUUUUUGUGGAGAAUGUUGUUAGGACUCUUUCGAAAUAUGAUCAUGAUAGAUGGUUUUAUGUUGGGAGUAAUUCUGAGAGUUAUGAACAGAAUUCUAUGUAUUCGUUUGAGAUGGCGUUUGGUGGAGGAGGUUUUGCUCUAAGUUAUUCACUUGCUAAGGUUUUAGCUAGGGUUUUGGAUUCUUGUUUGAGAAGAUAUGGAUUUUUGUAUGGUAGUGAUGCUAGAAUCUAUUCAUGUGUUGCUGAGCUUGGUGUUACAUUGACUCAUGAACCUGGAUUUCAUCAGUUAGAUAUGCGGGGGAAUUUAUUCGGGUUGCUGGCCGCACAUCCGUUAUCUCCUUUAUGUUCCCUUCAUCACUUGGACGCGGCAGAGCCUCUCUUUCCAAACAUGAAUCGAACACAAGCUUUGGAAAAUCUUAUUGCAGCUACAAAUGUUGAUCCCGCGAGAAUUCUGCAGCAAACUGUCUGCUAUGAUCGUUUGAAUUCUUUGACUUUCUCAGUUUCUUGGGGUUACGUUAUCCAGGUUUUUCAAGGAAAUGUACUUCUUCCUGAUCUACUUGCGGUAAAAAGAACUUUUGCACCGUGGAGGAAGAUUCAUUCCAAUUUCAUGUUUGACACAAGAGACAAUCCUAAAGAUCCUUGUAAAAGGCCUUCUAUAUUUUUCUUGAAAAAUGUUACUUCUGAUAAAAGGGGCAUCUGGAGCGAUUACAGUAGGCAAAUAGAAAAGAAAUGCCCGAAAUCAAAUCCUACACACCCGAAGAAGAUCACUGUUUUUUCAAGAAAGCUUGAUCUUAGUAUUGAAGAGAUGAAAGCUCCCCGUCGUCAGUGCUGCGAUGUUUUUCCAUCUACAAAUGAUACAGUCAGUAUUCAUUUAAGACGGUGUGAAACCAUUGAACUGAUCUCCAUGGAAUCAUAGCAUUCUUUUAAGAAGUUGCCACUAUUAAAAGCUUUGAAACUUUCGCGAGCAUGAAUGCUUGAUAGAGUUCGGACCCAUGUUGAAGCUGAUAUAAGGUGGAUGCUUCUUCAUCAUGAUUAUGAUCAUGACUGUUCUUAGAACUUUGUUUCAAUAGGAUAUACUUUCAUUUAGAACUUGAAUCAUUUUCUCUGUUUCAAAGUUGGAUCGAAGGUAAAUAUAUUUCUUUCAACCUUCAUCAAUUCUUAAUUAACUUUGUUAUGUCAUUCAACAAGGGCCGUUCGACAAGUCGAGGGGAUGUUUCCUUAGGACACUGCCAGCAAUAUGUCACUAAGUUUAUGUCCACUUUGCGGUAGAGAAAGAUUAUUGAUCACUUUGCAGAAGAAAUAUAUGUACUCGGAGAUAACUACAUGCCGUGCUGGUGAUCAACCUCUCACAGGCAGGUUUUAAUUCGCCGUGCAGAUGCAUUUUUUCAAAUGGCUUCUUUCCCUGCAGUUUGUAGUGUUGUACAUAUUAUUGCAUGUAUUCAUCAUAUAAAAUGCACAAAAUUUAAUGGAAGCUCCCAUGUUUGUAGUGAGGUAACCUCUUACCUGAAGGACCAAUUUUGCUCUGGAUUGUGAUCCCAAAGGGGACCAUGUCUCGUUGUAGGCUAUUUAAGCUAACUAUUGAUUUGUCUUGAAAUUUUGUAAAUGUACUGUAACUGUUUUGGUUGCUCCAUAGUUAAUAGUACUUUUUAUGCAAUGAGAUAUGAAUUUAUGAUUCCAUGUUA